GCAAAUUAUACCUAGAUAAAUAAAAAAAAAUGGAAAAAAACAAUCAGACAUAUGGAUGGGCACAGCGCAUGUGCAGCUUUCAGGACAUGCAAACGGACCUAAAUUAUUUGAUACUCAACUUUUUAAUCAAGGAGGGCAGUCGUAAUGUUGCACUUCACUGCGAAGUGGAGGCUAGGAUGAAAACUGAGGAUGCUGGGCGCAUACGGCAAGCUGUGCGUUAUGGCCAGUUGCAAUAUGCCAUCGAAAUGGCCAAGAAGCUGCAUGCGCACUUUGGCGACAACUACAUAUAUUUUCACAUGCAACAAUUGCAGCUUAUUGAAUUUAUUAAUGACAAGAAGGAGAUCAAGGACCGUCCGGAGAAACUUGGAGAACUCUAUCCAGAAGUCUACGAUUUGAAUAGCCACUAUGAGCCCAAGAUGGUGUUUCUAGUCAAGCUUAUCAUCUGGGCUCAGGCCAAGUUGGAUAACGAGGGCUGUGUUUAUUUUCCAUUGUUCGAUGAGGAUUUUGAAAUGGAAAUUCGUCGUGCUUUGCAAGGCAACGAAAAGAAUAAGUAAAUUAUUAAAAUAAAAAAAUACAUACUUUCUAAAAGGCGUAUACGGUGUCUAUUGUUGCAUACCAUGACUAUAAGAA
Molecule: messenger RNA, 630 nt
Organism: Drosophila busckii
Lineage: Eukaryota; Metazoa; Arthropoda; Insecta; Diptera; Drosophilidae
Product: glucose-induced degradation protein 8 homolog
Exons: 2
Coding region: 30-554 (174 amino acids)
Source: RefSeq, a predicted model, not a curated record